GUUUAUUAAUAGUCUCGGCAUUCGCCUUUGUUCACAAAAGGACAAGCUUGAUAUCAGUCAGGUAGACGUGACAUAGGAUAUUAUUUAUUUCAUAUGCCAUAUGCAAUCGGAUAUGUCAGAGCCGAACGAGAGAGAACGAUACGAGUGGGAUGUCUUCAUCGUUCAUUCUGGAGAAGAUGAGGAGAAAGCCAAGGGGAUUUAUGAUGAGCUUAGUAAACAGGGAAUUCGAUGCGUUGCACAGUUUUGCUCGGAGGCGUUUACUCCAGGAAAAUCUGUGUUUGACAAUAUUGUAAAGUUGAUUUCAAAAUCGCAUCGCACAAUUCUCUUGCUGUCAGAAAAUUCGAAGAAAAGUUCCUGGAUAAAUCUUGAAACGAUUCUUGCCAUAGAACAAACACAGCAUCGCGGCGGGAAUAACGAUUUAGUAUUGAGGAUUUUGCUUGUUGACAUAGAUGAAAAAGACGUACCCGCACUUCGAACAGGUGUUCUUCAAAAUGUCCCAGCCCUCUGCAUAAGUUUCAAAGAGCAAAACUGGGUCGAGAAAGUGAAAUCUAGUUUAAAAGAGCGGAUUGCACUUCCACAGGUGUUGCACGUCGGCAGUCUAGCCCAUGGACUGGUUUUCAACCAUUUUACUGGGUUCGUUACUUUCAUGGUUCCCAGGUUAAAAUUGGUAAACCUCAAAUACCACAUGCUUCUGCCGUAUUCCUGCAAAACGCACCCGUCGCUCUCUGGGAGGGACGAUGCAUCUGGAAUCGAAAUAGUCACUGAGAAGAUUGAGGCUUUUGAAGAAGACUAUCAGGGGAAAAGCCGGCCAUUCCAUUUGACAGUUUACACACUACAAAAAGGCGACGAGAAAUACCGAUUUUUCGCCGAUAUGCCCAAUGUUCUGACUGCUAUAUACGAGUUGAGAGAGCGAAGCCUGAUGUCUGGUGUCGACAGUCGCCUCCAAUUGGACCGAUUUUACUACACCUAUAACAAGGUGUUCAACCAUUCCAAGAACAAAGAUUAUAACGAGACGAUUGUUAUGCUUAAAUAUGACGAUCAAAAGAGGACCUACUACCAAGAACUUUACGAUGCCCUCAAAGCAAGCGCAACUGCUGCAAAGGAGAGUCCAACUUCUGGUCAACAUAAAGAAACCGUGAUAUAUAAGAGGGACGAGGUCGAGAGCUCAGGUGCCGAUCGUGCCUCAGCACCAGAAGUUGUUAUCAUAUGCACAGAAAACGAAAAACUUGAUAGAGAACUUGGAGGAGAUAUCCAGACAUUUUUGGAGAAUAAACAAGUCCGCGUUUCUGCGUAUGCUGGGGAUGUUGGUAACGAAACUGUCGAAUGGUACAUUGUGAUUCUCUCGAAGGAAUCACUUAGAGACGAGCUCGUCUCGAAACAAUGCCAUGACAUUUUAGCUGACAGCAUUGAUCGGAAUGAAGUUCGAUUGGUGAUUGUGCUUCGAGAACUAAACACCAACGAGGUACCGGAAACAAUCAAUUGGGUGACACUACUGAACGCCAGUGAGCCAACGUACCUGCAGAAUAUUUUAAACACAGUCAAAGGCGGAAAGAUCGAGAUGGAGCAUCGACUACCCGCGGGUGAUGUGGCCACCGGGCUGACGUCGGGCUACCUGACCAACUACUUGCGUCACACCCUGUUCCUACGCUCACCACGGGAUGAGGGACACCUUGAUUUACGCGAAAGAAUGUUCAAAUUUAUGAGAGAGAACAAAAUAACUUGUGGUCUUAUCCCAAAGAUGUUCGUGAUUUGCAACAAAUCUUGCACAAUUGACCAGAAGGUGGCGGAGACUGCUAUGAAAGGGUUGUCAUUGGAUGACAAGAGAAAGGUGGAAUCAUUUGGUGAACUGCGUCUCCCACCCGUGUAUCUAUCAUCUGGGGCGCAGCAGAGAAGGCCGUUGUAUCUAAUACCUUUUAGGUAUACAAACUCGGAAACGGGCAAAGAGUUUUGUUUCAUCGCGGAAUAUUGCACUCCACUGCGAACUCUAUAUAAGAUGGCGAACGACCUUCCCCUUGCUGGUCUCCACAAACAUGAGAUGUACGCGCAGAUGGAGCGAUUUGUGAGCCUCUUCCAGGAAUUUACACAUACUCCUAGAGUAAAGGAUACAAUCGGGGACUUCACAGACGUCGUGCAGUUGGUCAUCCAUGAUGAUGUCGGCGGGCAAACGUUAAUGGACGCCUUGGAGGACGCCUUCUCGUCAGUUAAUCCAAAGGACAUGCUCCAAGUGUAACAGUUCACAUGUUGUCCGUACCAGACCGCAUAACGUGUGUGCGAAAAAACAGAAGUGUGGACAUUUUUUUUUUUAUUUACAAUAUCCAUCCAGGUUUAUAUCAUUAGGGACAGUAUCGAACAUUUCAACUGAACAUAUAUAUUUUUAGAAGUUUAUUUUCUUUAGCUUUAUUGUUCCAUAGCUGAUGUUUUAUGUGUUGUAUAUAGGUAAAAAGUCAUUUGACAAUCAGUUUAAAUAUGGAUAUUUUAAACAUUUAAAUAUUUAACACAUUUCUGGGAAAUGUAAACUCUUUCCUACCCUUAUAAGGCCAUCAUUUUUUUAUUAAAUGAUUUACGAGAUUUUUUUCAAAAAAAUUGAGUCGGGGGGGGGGCAAAUAAAAAUAAAAAUAAAAUCAAAAAAAGUGAGCGGACGACCAAAAAAAUAAAAAUAAAAGUACCCAAAGGUAUUUUUAUUUUUAUUUUCAUAUUUUCAUUUUUAACUCAGAAUAUUGUUUUAUAAAGCUUUAUAUUAUGUGUAUGCACGUUUUUCUUCUAUUAACUUACUUCAAAAAUACUUAAACAGCUGGGUUUUUUUGCUUUACACUUCAGAAACAUAUUUGUGUACAAAUAAAAAAAAGUUUAAGAUAUAUGGAAAACAGUAAAACCUUUUUAACAGAUUUUGAAGCAAAAAAGAUGUUGAAUAGUAGAGACAAAUCACGCUUGAAUAUUGUUUAGUGCAUUGUCUAGGGAAUUUCUGUAUUAUGAACUGUGAAAAAAAUACUGUUGCCUCUGGCAGAGAUUUUAUAAAAACAUUUCUUCAUCCUAAAAACGAGAUUUUGAUGUCUGUUCUUGUUUUGGCAUUUUUCGUUUGGCAGUUCCUUUAGAUGUUAACCCAGGUUUCACAUAUAUACAGGUAUAUAGCACUACUAAACACCCAGCCAGUCUCAAGCCUGCUAGUAUGAGGGGUCUCUGUGUACAUGUAUUAGAGCAAUACUCAUGUAUUUGCAAAAUAAACCUCUUUUGAAUGCAAGUGUUUGUAUUGUGUAUUUGGCUAAAUAAUACAACAGGGCCUUGACCUUGAAGAUUUCUGCACAUAAGCUACAUGUAGAUGUGGUAAACAUUAAGGAGUUUAUAAUGGAGUGGACAUGCGAUAGAGGGUAGGCAGAUGCACAGAACAAUUAGGCCCUGAUUUCUUGAAACUUCUUAAGCUUAACAGGGUUGAAUUACUUAUUUCAAUCAGAAAAUAACAAACAUCUAUUUAAAACUCAAAAUUCUAUUUAUUAAUUGAAAAUAAGUGUAUCUCAUCUAUUACAAUAAUAAUUUUCAUUAAAAGUGUAAGAUAUCUUACAUAAAUAAAUAUUUAUCCCUACUUGUAUGUGUUGUAUCAUAGCUUUUUCCUUAUUGGGUCUACAUUUUUAACAACAUAGUUAAAGUGUUGUUUAAUGAAAUAAUAUCCAUCAAAACAUGCCAGAUAUUAAAGUCAUACUAUUUAAGAUUUCACUCAAUAUACUUUGAGAACACCAUCCACCUCUGCUCAUCAAACUUGAACUAGAACAUGUUAUGGGAUGACUAGAUAAACUGUGUUGACUUGACACCUUAUAAAAUAUAACAGUAUAAACUGAAUGCCAUUUUUGACAAGUGUGAUCAUUGCAGUAUUACACACUUGAUAAAAUUAUCUACACCUACAUCAACUGCAUAAUUCCAUGCAAUUAAAACAAAUAUUACUGACUCUGUAACCUCAUGAAGCGCCAAAGUCACACUUUCACAACAGUUGCCUAUAUUACAGGCUUCAAGCACUUGCACACAUAUGUUGUGAGAAAUGUAUGUUGUAGUCACUUCCUUUUUUCACUUUCAAUGCAUUCCUGGUCUUCUCUGGUUUUCCAUGCUCAAGACAGGUCUGGCAAAUCUGACGAACUAUGCCCAACUCCUCUAUCACGCGUUUGAGGUCUUCGUUUUCAGCCAGCUCCGUGUCCCAACAUUGGAAGCAAACAUCGUCAAACUGCAUCGUUUUUCCUGGAAAUGUUAGAUGUUUUGUGUUGACAUAACAGCAGGCAGUAUCACCAUAUUUUACAUAUAUUAAUAUUUAACGAUAAAAAGGCUAAGCAUAUAAACAUGUUUGAAUAUAGCUGGUCUGCUUGCCGGAUAAAGACAGUCCUGUCAUAAGUUUGAUACAUUUCCACAAUUGCUUCUUUCUGCUCUGCUUACUUCAGUAUUUGCCAGGACUAAUAUAUCUUGCAACAUAUUAAAAAAUAAUAUUACCUGCAUAAUAUGCAGCCUCCAUCAAAGAAUUACAGUUGAUUUUCUCCUGAUGCUUGUAUUAUGGUAGACAUCAGCGUGAAAUAAUGGAUUUCCACAUGCAUACACAAGUUCUUCCAGUACUCGCAUUAUCGACCUCUUUUCGGCAGAGGAAAGCUUUUUGGCCUUGUAAACCACACGCUGCUUGCCACACUCUCUGCAAUUAGGAUUUUUUUUCACUUUGGCUCAGAUUAGAAAAAAUAGCAUUAUAAUUAUGUCAUAAACAUGUAUAAUAAAUUAAGAAAUAUGUGAAUCUAAAUGACAAAAGAAUAAACAAAUAUCCCUGAAUGCUCAAUGUUGUAGCUAUGCACCAGGUGCACUUUUCCUUACAAUGUUUACUUCAUUGCAAAGUGAUAGUUUGGCACUCUUAGUCUUUGUCAAAUAAAAUUGUCCAUUUACCAACGUGUCAUACUAAGUACAUUAAAUAGGGGUGAAUCAUAUAGAUGCGUGACAUUAGCCCGAUUAUUAAGCCAACAUUUAUAGCAGUGGCAUUUCAACUACAGCGUGGUGAAGAUAUGUUAAUUCUGGACUUUUCUUCAACAAAACUAAUAAAAAAUUUAUAUUUGUAUCUUCUUAAUUCUGGAUUAUUUUUUGUUUAAAACUGAUAUCAUGUUGAUGCAUACCCAAAUAUAAAUGCUUUCAAUACCCAGAAUUCGGUGUUGAUCGCAGUUUCCGCGUCAUCAUCAGCUGCCCGAUCUACUUGGACAUCCUUGUCAGCUAGAAAAUCUGCUACGAAUUGCGAUAAUGUAAUCUGAAGAUCGAUUGAUUUGAUACAAGUUUCUUCCCUGCGAUUUAAAACAGUUUUUGUACGAAAAGAAAUGAUACUGCCGCCAUGUUGCAGACA
Molecule: messenger RNA, 5347 nt
Organism: Mya arenaria
Lineage: Eukaryota; Metazoa; Mollusca; Bivalvia; Myida; Myidae
Exons: 12
Coding region: 101-2230 (709 amino acids)
Biological process (GO): signal transduction; innate immune response; autophagosome assembly
Cellular component (GO): autophagosome; endoplasmic reticulum membrane
Molecular function (GO): 2',3'-cyclic GMP-AMP binding; cyclic-di-GMP binding
Source: RefSeq, a predicted model, not a curated record